Phyllostomus discolor (pale spear-nosed bat) is the source of this 1773-nucleotide messenger RNA. RefSeq names its product WD repeat containing antisense to TP53 (gene WRAP53). Gene Ontology annotation, cellular component: Cajal body. The transcript is spliced from 9 exons. Gene Ontology annotation, molecular function: protein binding; RNA binding. The coding region runs from base 233 to 1756 and encodes 507 amino acids. The record is from RefSeq and is a predicted model, not a curated record. Gene Ontology annotation, biological process: Cajal body organization. NCBI's taxonomy places the organism in Eukaryota, Metazoa, Chordata, Mammalia, Chiroptera, Phyllostomidae.
UUCAACACUGGUGUUCCCCCCCCCCCACCCCGUGUUAGUUUCGCCUUCCGGGGUCUUCUGCCUUCUCCCGGAAGAAGAAGGAAGGUACAGGUGAGUUUCUCCAGUCGGCUUCCCGGAUCCUUGCGAACUGCGAAGCUGUCUCGGUCGCUCCUCGGGCCAAGCAGAUAGCUCGUAGCCAGUGGGAAGAAGGUUGCCUGGUCGAGGCCAAUGCCUGCCGCGCUUCCUCUGCAGUAUGAAGACGCCGGAGGCGCCACCGUUAGCUCCCGACUGCUUAUCUUCAGACCAGGCCCCAACUUCAGCCCGUCUUUCUCCUCAGGCUUCCCGGAUGGAUAAAAAUACGGACCCAGAACUGAUGCCACUGCCAUCUGAGGGGGAUGAUCCGCCCCUUGUGUUCCCAGAUCCCAUGGCUAGCCCAGCUGUGUCUCAAGAGCUGGGGGAGGAGGACCCAGCUUCUCUCUCUACUUCCCUGGAAACAGGGUUUGGAACUCCUAGUGAGUUGAGCCCUCGAAUCAAGGAGCAAGAACUAUCUGAAAAUGUGAGCCUUCUUGCAGAGGAAACGAACAGGGCAGAAUUGGGGCCUGGAGAAACCAUGGAAGGUGUGUCUGCGGAACCCGCUCGUGAGGAUGAGGAUUCCACGGCUCCCGAUGGUUCCUGCAUCUUGACCAAUAGUGCUGAUAAUAUUCUGCGGAUUUAUAACCUGCCCCCAGAGCUGUACAAUGAAGGGGAGCAGCUGGAAUAUGCAGAAAUGGUCCCUGUCCUUCGGAUGGUGGAAGGUGACACCAUCUAUGACUACUGCUGGUAUUCUCUGAUGUCUUCAUCCCAGCCAGAUACUUCCUAUGUGGCCAGCAGCAGCCGGGAGAACCCGAUCCACAUCUGGGAUGCAUUCACUGGAGAGCUUCGGGCUUCCUUUCGCGCCUACAACCACCUGGAUGAGCUGACAGCAGCCCACUCACUUUGCUUCUCCCCGGAUGGCUCCCAACUCUUCUGUGGCUUCAACCGGACUGUGCGUGUCUUUUCCACGGCCCGGCCCGGCCGUGACUGUGAGGUUCGAGCCACGUUUGCAAAAAAGCAGGGCCAGAGUGGCAUCAUCUCCUGCAUCACCUUCAGCCCAACCCAGCCCCUCUAUGCCUGUGGCUCCUAUGGCUGUUCCCUGGGUCUCUAUGCCUGGGAUGAUGGCUCCCCUCUCGCCUUGCUGGGAGGCCACAAAGGGGGCAUCACCCACCUCUGCUUUCACCCUGAUGGCAAUCGCUUCUUUUCAGGAGCCCGCAAGGAUUCUGAGCUUCUAUGCUGGGAUCUCCGGCAGCCUGCUCAUCCACUAUGGUCCCUAAGCCGCGAGGUGACAACAAAUCAGCGCAUCUACUUUGAUCUGGACCCGACUGGGCAGUUCCUUGUGAGUGGCAGUACUAGCGGGGCUGUCUCUGUGUGGGACACCGGCAGGUCUGAGCAUGAGAGGACGCCAGAGCCAGUGCUGAGUUUUUUGCCCCAGAAGGACUGCACCAAUGGAGUGAGCCUGCACCCUAGCCUGCCUCUGCUGGCCACUGCUUCUGGUCAGCGUGUGUUUCCGGAGCCUACAGAGAGUGGAGAUGAGGGGGAGCAGGAAGUGGACCUUCCUCUGCUCUCUAUGCGCCACGUCCACCUUGAAUGUCAGCUUCAGCUGUGGUGGUGUGGGGGGACCCCAGACACCAGUAUCCCUGAUACUCACCAGGGUGAGGAGGGACAGGGAGGGACAAAGGGAGGUGGAGGUGAGUUUAUAUAAAAAUGUUUUAUAUGAUA